Molecule: messenger RNA, 3486 nt
Organism: Juglans regia (Persian walnut)
Lineage: Eukaryota; Viridiplantae; Streptophyta; Magnoliopsida; Fagales; Juglandaceae
Exons: 5
Coding region: 1258-3108 (616 amino acids)
Source: RefSeq, a predicted model, not a curated record
ACAGAAGAAGAGGCUGUUCUUCAUACGUUUCAUUCUCACUGGACAAAACUAACUGAAAUCUCGCACCCGUUCCAUUCUAUAUAUCUCCUAUCUCUCUCUCUCGAUAACAUAUUUCCUUUCGUACGAAACCAAAACCCUAAUCCCUAUUCUGAAACCCAAAAUUCAUUUUGUUCCAAUUUUCUCUACCGCUUUUGCUUUCCACAGUCCCAAAAAUUCUUGUUUGGUUCUCUCUGUGAGACGCAUUGUUCUGGUUGAGAAUAGACUGAGGCGGUUAUUGAGACGGUUACGUUUUGGCGUAAUUAUCAUCGACGGAGGCUAGGGUUAGUUCUCCAUCUCUAUCGCUCCCUCCGCGAGUGCCUUUCUCUCUCUGAAAUUCCCUGUAUUUAGGGUAAGAAUUUUGUGCUAUUCAAACCCUAGGUCCUGAUAGUAAUACAGAUACAUGUGGAGGCUCUAGGGUUUCUAUUUUUUACAUAUUUGCUUGGCCUUCAAACUAUAAUUCUGUUAUUCGUUAGGGUUUCUUCUCUGUUUCAUGGGAGUGAACUCCUGUUUAAGAACCCUGGGCUUUCUUGUUCUUCUUCCAUUGUUGAAUUAGUUCUGUUUUUGUGAAUCGGUUCGAUUUUUCUCCGUAGAGAUGAGGGUCUUCUGAGCGUGUUGUUAUCAUCUGCCAAUCCAUCUUUAAUUAAAGAUGGAGAUGUAGAUAGGCUUUUUUCUUCCAUACAAUAUUCUUGCAUUGCCUUUGUUCUCGUGCUCUGGGUUCUCACCUGCGAAAAAUUUUCUUCUCUUGAUUGAAAAAUAGAUGCUAUUAAGCCUGGGUUUGAUGAAGGAUCUCUUGAGUUCACAAAAAUAUAGGUGAGUAAAGUUGGGGCAGUAACGUCCCGAAGUGGUGGUGGUUCGUGGUUGUGAAGCAGGGUUGUUUGUUUGGGGAUACAACCUAGUAUCUGUGCAGAAGGGUGACGGUUUUCGUUCUCUGGGUCCACCCCGCUGUGAAAUUUUUCUUAUCCUGAUUAACAUUCUACGGACAUACCUAGUUGUGAAAGUAUAGAAGAGCCCAUCAAGGUCAUACAUAUAUUGGUUAGUGUGUUUGGAGAACUGACUGGCUUCAUUGGCCAUAAUUAUUAAGUUUAGUUUAGGGUGAGGAAAUUGCAGAAUUGCUGUCAAAACUUUGUUAUUUUGCGUUGAAAACUGUGGAAAAAGAGUGGAGCUGGUGAAGGUGAGAAGUGUUGUUUGUUCCAUUUUUGAUCAUGUUCAGUGCUCCUUAUGGAAAGAAGUGAACCCACAUUAUUUCCAGAAUGGUUGAGAAAUACUGGAAGUGUUACUGGGGGUGGCAUUUCAGCCCACCAUUCUGCGUCAACUGCUGCUCAUUCAGAUGGUCCUUCAUUGGCUCAUCACACAAGAACUAGAAAUUCUAAGGGCGUAAGUGAUUUUGAUGCCCCACGUUCUGCUUUUCUGGACCGGGCAUCUUCAUCAAAUUCACGCAGGAGUUCUACUAAUGGCUCUGCAAAGCAUGCAUACAGUAGUUUUAAUAGAAAUCACCGCGACAAGGAAAAAGAAAGGUCAAGCUUCAGGGAUCACUGGGACCAUGACUCUUCUGAUCCUCUAGGAAGCAUCUUUCCCAGUAGGGUAGAGAAGGACAAGCUGUGGCGUUCUCAAUCUAUGGUUUCCAGGAAACAGGGUGAACCGUUGCCCCGAAGAGUUGCUGUGGAUUUUAAAAACAGCAGCAGUAGCAAUCACAAUGGCAAUGGUGUGCAUUCUGCGGGUAGUGUUGGUAGUAGUAUGCAAAAGGCAGUGUUUGAGAAAGAUUUUCCCUCACUUGGUACUGAAGAAAGGCAAGGAGCACCUGAUAUAGGAAGAGUUUCAUCUCCUGGUUUGAGUUCAGCUGUUCAGAGUUUACCUGUAGGUAGUGCAGCUUUGAUUGGUGGGGAGGGAUGGACAUCAGCGCUGGCAGAGGUGCCGACCAUUAUUGGCAGCAGUAGUAGAGGAUCCUUAUCUGUUCAACAUACUGGUUCUGCCACCUCAGGAUCUGGGGCUCUGAGUGCAAUGGCCGGUCUUAACAUGGCUGAAGCCUUGGCUCAAGCUCCACCACGAGUUGGUAUUACUCCUCAGGUCUCUGUUAAUUCACAGAGACGUGAGGAACUGGCUUUUAAGCAAUCAAAGCAAUUAAUACCUGUUACACCUUCGAUGCCUAAAGCCUUGGUCCUCAAUUCUACUGAUAAAUCUAAGCCCAAAACGGUGGUCAGAGCUAUGGAAGCAAAUGUUGCUGCCAAGAGCGGGCAGCUUCAGCCAACUUCUUUGCAACAUGUUAAUCAAUCUCCUCGUGGUGGACAUAGCAAGCCUGAUGCUUCAAAGACAUCGCAUGGAAAGUUUCUUGUUUUGAAACCAACAUGGGAAAAUGGUGUUUCCCCCACUCUGAAGGAUGUUGCUAGUCCAACACACACUUCCACCUGCAAAGCAGCAGAUAGCCAGCUUCCUGUUACUCCAUCUGUUGCAUCUUCUCCUUUGCGGAGCCCCCACCACCUUAAGAAUCCCUCUUUGGAUCGCAAAGCAGCUGCAUUGAAUCUGAAAUCAGGAUCUACUUUGGAAAGGAAACCUUCCUUGUCUCAAGUACAGAGCCGAAAUGAUUUCUUUAAUCUCAUAAAAAUGAAAACUUCAACGAACAAUUCCACAGUUCUCCAAGAUUCAGGUCAUGUUAUUUCCUCUCCCACGGUGGAGAAAUCUGAUGUAGUAAGUGUGGAAGUAGUCAGUGCCCCUGCAAGUCCCCAUGCUACUAGGAAUGGUGCUGAGAUGACUAUUGAUGGUGAUACAUGUGAUGAGGUUCAGAGGUUUGCUGUUGGAGAGAACAACAUGAGUUCCAGUGAAACUGUUUAUCCAGAUGAGAAAGAGGCUGCUUUCCUUCGUUCCCUUGGCUGGGAGGAAAAUUCUGGUGAGGAUGAAGGCCUUACAGAGGAGGAGAUCAAUGCUUUUUAUCAAGAGUACAUCAAACGGAAGCCAUCCUUAAAACUAUGCCGAGGUAUGCAGCCAAUACUUUCAAAGCUGUCUGAAUCUCAUUUGACAAGUUUUGGUGGAGCACCCUCUGAGUUGAGCUCGCCGCACACUGGAUCAGAAGCUUAAUUUACUACUUCUCGCCUAAGAGAUUCAAGAACUUACCAUUUUUUUUUUAUGGCAGAUGGUUUCUAUUUUCUUUUAUUUUCUUUGGUUUUGAAGAAAGAGUGGUAUGAAUGAAGAGGUUGGGUUUUGGUUGGAAGUCUGCAUUUUGCAUAAUGCAAUAAAUGGAAGGUGCCCCAAUCCUGUCUCCUAGAACGGGGAAUUCAUUUUUUUUUUUUAGGUUUCAAGGUCGGCUGGGAUGGAUAGGGUUAGGGAAUAUUUUGUCUGUAGUGGAAGAUGCUUUGGAAGUAGCAUCUUUUGGGGGGUAUUUUGGUUCUUUUCUUCCUUUUCCUUUUAAAAUAGGGUUCAAUUCUACAAGAUAAAGUUUAUGUUGUUUUUGGUCAA